Messenger RNA from Dissoconium aciculare CBS 342.82, 610 nucleotides. RefSeq lists its product as uncharacterized. Bases 19 to 345 code for a protein of 108 amino acids. The record is from RefSeq and is a predicted model, not a curated record. The transcript is spliced from 3 exons. NCBI's taxonomy places the organism in Eukaryota, Fungi, Ascomycota, Dothideomycetes, Mycosphaerellales, Dissoconiaceae.
GUCGAUUUUCCAGCACCUAUGGGCCGCAUGACGGCGAUGACCGAUUUCUUGUGCUCGGGCUUGGAUGGCUUUCGUGACAUUGGCACGUCUGUAAGCUUCUAUUUACUGCUGCAGACACAGGUUACUGCAAUGGAUCACGGCAUCGAUGGAAGACAGACGUUCAGAGAUUGCGCGACUUUCUUUCACGAGACUUCGAACUCGAGCCUGGUUUAUCCCACGAAAGGGAGGCGCCAUGCAGAGGUGGCCACAAGCAAGUCAAGCAAGUCUGGAGCCUGGACUUGGCUUGACUUGAGGCCUCAAAACCGUGGGCUUGACUUGCUUAAGAGGUCCGAGGGGAUGGCUUGACUUGCUUGACUCGGCUUGAGCCAAAAGGCCAAAAAUUCAGCCACCUGCGAGAUUUGUAUUCGCGACCUUAGAGUCUACGAUCCCCUUGCUCUACCGCUGAGCUAAGGUGGCCAGAGCCAUAACAGCUGGACCAUUUGUGCCGAUGUCUGACCCGGUGUUUUCGGGGUAUUUCAAUGCUCUCCGAGGGGUGGUUUCUCAGACCGAGUGUUCGGGCCGACACGGAGGAUGACGAUGUCGUAGCGACGUCGUCCGCGCGACGCUGGAG